AUGGGGAAUAUCGGAAGCCGGAGAAUGAGGCGGCGCCACCAACAAGGGAAAGACGAAAACAACUACGUUGAAACUCGCCGUCAUUAUCGCCACCCUGGAUCCUCUCCACCACCACCACCUUACGUUUACCGCGCCAAAACUGUCACCGUCAAGAAUGAUGCCAUUAAUAUUCGGAAGGAGAGUCUUUGCGUGGAACCUGAUGUGACCAACCCUCACCGUUUUUUUCUCACUUUCAUCCUUGAUGCCACCGCUCCUGGAUGCAUUACCCUGAUGUUUUAUGCGAAGGAAGCUUCAGAUGGUAAGCUGAUAGCAUCAAAGACGAGAUGGGUUAGACAGAUUUCAAUGUUUUUUUGGGAAGGUCUUAAUCAGAAUUUUAGACAGGCUUUUGGAGCUGGCACUGAGAUCUCGACGUUAGAAGAAGAGGGAGUAACCGAAAACGGUGAUGAAGAUGAAGAGGUUUAUCCUCUUGUGCUGAAGGCCGAGACUCAACCUCCUCUGAACAGUAACGAAAAUGAUAGAAACCGAUCUUUUCAAACUACUUUCGCUAGGUUUGAGAAGAAAGAGAUGGGUGAGUACAAGAUCCAUGUAAUGAAACAGGUUAUGUGGGACAACAGUGCCAAGUAUGAACUGUUGGAGAUAUAUGGCAUGGGUGGUGAUCAACAUAAAUCAGGUGGAAAAUGUGUAGUUUCUUUGUCGAAACCAUGACAAAUAGCUGUGUCUGCAGACACAUGGUAAUUCCUAUUUAUUCAUUAUCCUCUUAUCUUCUUCUACUUAGUUUUAGUUUGGUGAUUAAUUUAUUGAUGUUUCAGUUGGUAGUAUAGACCCAUUAGUAAGGUUAGUUUAGGAAGAAGAGGAAUUUGAAAUAUGUGGAGCAGUGUAUUGGUUCCUCGGAGCUUUCUCCCUAGUUUCA
Messenger RNA from Vigna unguiculata (cowpea), 910 nucleotides. Its product is annotated as putative E3 ubiquitin-protein ligase LOG2. Lineage: Eukaryota; Viridiplantae; Streptophyta; Magnoliopsida; Fabales; Fabaceae. Gene Ontology annotation, biological process: protein ubiquitination. Gene Ontology annotation, molecular function: ubiquitin protein ligase activity. The record is from RefSeq and is a predicted model, not a curated record.